AUGGCAUCAACAACAACAUCAACUACAACAAAGCUGUCACCAUUUGAAACAUCAAUUAUUGAUCAAGUACGAUUGAAUUUGAUUCAUUAUAAUUAUUGGAAUAACGUCACCAUUCAUAGUCAUGAAGAUUUCGAAUUUUUAUCUGGUUGUCCUCCUGAACCAUUAAUACCUAGUGAUAAUGUUACUGCCACUACAAUUCUCAAAUCAUUAAAUAAUCCCAAUAAAUCAGAAAUACAAACAAAAGAUAACGAUGGAGUAGAUAAUAUUGAUCAAUUAUCAAAAACAGAAACAGAUUUAGACUUGGAAUGGAUAAUACCUCGACGAUUAAUUUAUAAUUCAAGUCAAACACAAGAUCAACUGAAAUUAUCGGUCAAAGAAAUAAAUCAAUGGUUUAAAAUUAUCAAAACAACUAUAGGAUAUCGACCUAAAAGAAUAAUUAUUGCCAUUAUUAAUGAUGAUGGCACUAUUGUUUAUUAUUUUAUUCAUGAUGGAAUUACAAAACCUAGACAAAAUUAA
Molecule: messenger RNA, 516 nt
Organism: Candida albicans SC5314
Lineage: Eukaryota; Fungi; Ascomycota; Pichiomycetes; Serinales; Debaryomycetaceae
Gene: SEN15
Product: Sen15p
Exons: 1
Coding region: 1-516 (171 amino acids)
Biological process (GO): tRNA-type intron splice site recognition and cleavage; tRNA splicing, via endonucleolytic cleavage and ligation
Cellular component (GO): tRNA-intron endonuclease complex
Molecular function (GO): nucleic acid binding
Source: RefSeq, a predicted model, not a curated record